Messenger RNA from Pundamilia nyererei, 3498 nucleotides. It is a transcript of the gene ints6l, whose product is annotated as integrator complex subunit 6 like. Gene Ontology annotation, biological process: snRNA 3'-end processing. NCBI's taxonomy places the organism in Eukaryota, Metazoa, Chordata, Actinopteri, Cichliformes, Cichlidae. Gene Ontology annotation, cellular component: integrator complex. The transcript is spliced from 18 exons. Bases 407 to 3091 code for a protein of 894 amino acids. The record is from RefSeq and is a predicted model, not a curated record.
UUCAAACUAGCCUCAAGGGACCACAGAUACGAGGGCAUUAUACCACGCUUUUGAAUAACCACCCCCAACACCAGGACACUGACAAACUGUACUCACGAGCCAUUUCGACUUCGUUAUAUCUGUGCUUGAGGGGGCGUGGUCAUUUCCAUCGGACUCAGCCAAUGGCGUCGCACUGAAAGGAGUUGGGCGUUCCAUUCGGUUAGGAGCAGAAGUUGAACAGCGCGAGCCGAGACAGAGCUCUAGAAAGGCAGAUAGGGAGAGGGCAGAGGCAACGGCCCUCUACUGGAGGGGGGGGCUUAUUAUAACAAAUAUAUACACACAUGUGUGAACUGUUGGGCUGCACGAUAGGUCAUAUGUGGAUAAUAGUUAUUUUAGAAAAGCAUAUAACCGCGGCUUUACAUUUAAAAUGCCUAUUUUACUUUUCCUGUUAGACACGUCCGCCUCUAUGAAUCAGCGCACUUAUUUGGGUACGACGUAUCUGGACGUUGCUAAAGGCGCGGUUGAGGUCUUUAUGAAGCUGCGUGCCCGAGACCCGGCUAGUAGAGGCGACAGGUACAUGCUAGUUACAUUCGAUGAUCCACCAUACGGAGUGAAGGCCGGCUGGAAGGAGAACCAUGCCACUUUCAUGUGCGAGCUGAAGAAUCUGCAGGCGUCCGGGCUCACAACAUUAGGACACGCUCUUCGCACCGCCUUCGACCUGCUUAACCUCAACCGCCUCAUCUCGGGAAUCGACAACUACGGGCAGGGCCGCAACCCAUUCUUCCUUGAGCCAUCUGUGAUCAUCACCAUCACUGAUGGGAACAAGCUCACGCACAGCUCGGGAGUGCCAGAUGAGCUGCACCUGCCUCUGAAUUCUCCCUUGGCUGGCAGCGAGCUGACCAAAGAGCCUUUUCGCUGGGACCAGCGUCUGUUUGCAUUGGUACUGAGGCUGCCAGGAGCAGCUACACCAGAUAAUGAGCAACUUGGUAGUGUCCCCACGGAUGAGUCUGCAAUCACCCAGAUGUGUGAAGUUACUGGAGGGCGAUCAUAUUGCGUGCGAACACAGAGGAUGUUGAACCAGUGUCUGGAGUCUCUGGUCCAAAAGGUUCAAAGUGGUGUUGUCAUUAAUUUUGAAAAAAACGGGCCAGAUCCGCCUCCAAUUGGGGAAGAUAAUUCUGUGGACUCAAAUCGGCCUGUGUCAUCCUUCGGCCCACAGCCAUGGCACAGCUGCCACAAACUCAUCUAUGUGCGACCAAACCCAAAGACUGGGGUGCCAGUCGGGCAUUGGCCCAUACCAGAGUCCUUCUGGCCGGACCAGAACUCUCCAACCCUACCACCUCGAACUGCUCACCCCGUGGUGCGUUUCUCUUGCGUGGACUGUGAACCCAUGGUGAUCGACAAGCUUCCCUUCGACAAGUAUGAACUGGAGCCCUCUCCGCUCACCCAGUACAUCCUGGAAAGGAAGUCCCCACACAUGUGCUGGCAGGUGUUUGUCAGCAGCAGCGGGAAGCAGAAUGACCUGGGGCAUCCUUUUGGCUACCUUAAAGCCAGCACCACUCUCACCUGUGUUAAUCUGUUUGUUAUGCCGUACAACUACCCAGUCCUUCUCCCACUCCUCGACGAUUUUUUCAAAGUGCACAAACUAAAACCAAACCUUAAGUGGCGACAGGCCUUUGAGAUGUACCUGAAGACGAUGCCUCCAUACUACCUCUUGCCCUUGAAAAAGGCACUGAGGAUGAUGGGUGCACCUAACCUUAUCGCGGACACCAUGGACUGCGGACUGAGUUACAGCGUCAUUUCUUACCUGAAGAAGCUCAGCCAGCAGGCAAAAAUGGAGUCGGAUCGUCUGAUUGUGUCGGUGGGGAAAAAGGCUCCGCAGGAAACUGGCAUAAAGGUGAAGAACCACUCCAGCUCGCUUUCUCUAGCCCACCGGCGAGACUUUAAGCAGCUGCUGCAGGGAAUCACGGGGGAGGGGCCCCUUCGCCUGCCGGACAUUAAUUUCAAAGAGUUUGCCGGUUUCCAGAUCGUCCUGCUCAACAAGGAUGUAAAGCCUCAAGCUUAUCGGAAUGCCUACGACAUCCCAAGACGGAACCUCCUGGAUCAGCUCACACGAAUGCGCUCCAAUUUGCUGCGGACGUCACUAAAACUGAUCCGAGGGCAAGAUGAAGAUUCCCUGCACAGUAUUCCAGUGGCUCAGAUGGGAAACUAUCAGGAGUACCUAAAAAUGAUGCCGUCCCCUUUGAGAGAGAUUGAUCCCGAUCAGCCUAAACGGCUGCACACAUUUGGGAAUCCUUUCAAGCAGGAUAAGAAGGGGAUGAUGAUCGAUGAGGCGGAUGAGUUUGUAGCAGGCCCUCAAAAUAAGAAGAGAGGAAAUUCCAGUGACUCCAAUUCGGGAGCUACUGUGAAGAGAAGGCGGAACAUGUCACCGUUGCUGCGGCGGCCGCAGACCCCAUCAGGGAACACCAACCAUGUGGUGAUUGGGAAGAACCUAGCAGGGAUUCAGGGGCAGCAGAACCUCCUCAAACCGGGUCCACAGAACAAAGGAGUGGAUAGCAUGGUGGUCACAGAGAGUAAUGGCGACAGCGCUCUCGGGCUCGACUCUGGGGAAAUCUGGCCUGCAGAGAUGGAAACUGAGGCAGGGAAUACAUCCUCACCGAGUUUAGAGGAGAACGUUGGGACAGGAGCAGCAGUUCGCGGGGAGGACCUUGGCACGAUGGAGGAGAGGCUGGUGGAAGAUCAUCUAAACGAGCAGCCGCUGGAGGAGAAGCACAACUGUGAACGCCUGAGUCCACAGAGCCAGCUGGAUGGCGCUGACGCUGAGCCGGCAGUGCCUGAGAUCAUUUUCAUAGCUCCACUAGACGGCAACCUGGCAGAGCUGCGGACGCGGGUCAUCAAGGAGGUCCGCAAACCCGGACGAAACUAUGAUGCAAUACUCAGACUACUGCAGCAGGUGAAAGGCCCGCCAAACGUACAGAGGUACUUCAUCCAGCACGCCAUCAAAGAAGCAAUGAGGUUCAAGAAGCGAGUACUGAUCCAGCAGCUGGAGAACGCCCUCACGGAGCUGGAGGAGAAGCAAACAACACCACAGCUUCCCAAUGACCAUGGCAGGUAGUGACAAAGCCACUUUUGCUUAAAUUUUCUUGCCGGCUGGACAUCGCAACCCGAAGAGAGGCAUCCCUCUAGACCAAGCCUCAGAAAUUCCGAUUUGGAAACCAGCUUGGGAGAGGAACAAAUGCACUGAUAGUCCCUGUGCUGUACGUCACAUCCUGUUAGAGGCAGAGGGCUUAUUCAGAGGAGGGGCCUUGGGGAGCAGCUCCACUGGGGAUGAGUACAGACACUUUAAAAAUAAUCCUCUGACAGAUGCCUUAAACACCCAUAUGGCUUUUGUCUGUAUGGGGAUGUUGCUCAGAAACCACACAUACACUCCAUUAGACAGAUAACACAGUAAGCCAGCAAAGCAGUGGGUAGACUGGCUUAUUGGGAUAGUUAUGCUAAAAAAUAAAAAACAAAACAAAACAG